UUGGAAUGGGUCACGGCUUUGUUCAACAGUAGGAGGGGAGGGCUGACGGCUACAGUCGCUAAAAGUGUAAAAUACAAUCAGCCGGGCGAACUAUCCUGUCAUAUCUCUGUGUAGCUGUGUUGCAACGUAACUUCCAGAUAUUUGUUUCUCCUGGACUCGAAGGAUUUCGUCUGAGGGAUGUCAAAGCGAGUGCGAAGCAGAGAGGUCUGCGCUGAUUGCAGUGCUCCGGAACCUCGCUGGGCCUCUGUUAACAGGGGUGUGCUGAUCUGCGAUGAGUGCUGCAGCAUCCAUCGAGGUCUUGGGAGACACAGCUCUCAAGUCCGACAUCUGACUCAUUCUCCGUGGCCACACUCACAGCUGCAGAUGGUUCAAACACUGUAUGGCAAUGGAGCUAAUUCCAUAUGGGAGCACAGUCUUCUGGAUCCUUCCUCUUCAGUGAGUGGGAAACGCAAAGCCAACCCACAGGACAGAGUGCAUCCUAAUAAGACAGAGUUCAUCAAGGCAAAAUAUCAGAUGCUGGCGUAUGUACAUCGGAUGCCUUGUCGGGAGGAUGACAGUGUGACUGCAAAAGACCUCAGCAAGCAACUUCAUUCCAGUGUCCGUACUGGGAACCUGGAGACCUGCCUUAGACUCUUAUCUUUAGGAGCUCAGGCUAACUUCUUUCAUCCAGAGAAGGGAAACACCCCACUACACAUAGCAGCAAAAGCAGGUCAAAUAUUACAAGCGGAGCUAUUGGCAGUUUAUGGAGCUGAUCCUGGGGCGCUGGACUCGAGUGGGAAGACCCCCAUUGAUUAUGCAAGACAAGCUGGGCAUCAGGAGCUGGCAGAGAGACUAGUGGAGAUCCAGUAUGAACUCACUGACCGGCUAACAUUUUACCUUUGUGGACGAAGACCAGAUCACAGAAAUGGGCAACACUUCAUCAUUCCUCAGAUGGCAGACAGAAAUAACAGCCUGGAUUUGUCAGAGUUUGCAAAAGCUGCAAAGAAGAAGCUGCAGUCGCUAAGCAACCAUCAGUUUGAAGAGCUGGCCAUGGAUGUUUAUGAUGAAGUCGACAGAAGAGAAACGGAUGCAGUGUGGCUGGCCACUCAGAACCACAGCACGCUGGUAACAGACACCACAGUUGUGCCUUUUCUGCCUGUCAAUCCUGAGUACUCAUCUACCAGAAACCAGGGUCGUCAGAAAUUGGCAAGGUUUAGUGCUCACGAAUUUGCCACACUGGUCAUCGAUAUUCUAACAGAUGCUAAGCGACGGCAGUGGGGUAAUUCCUGUGAAAGUCCCAAAGAUAAUGUGGAGCUGAUCCUUCAGGGAAUAGACGGUCACCACAACAGUGAGGGCCAAGAUAAUGACCAGCCAGAUUACGACAGUGUGGCAUCAGAUGAAGAUCCGGUCCAAGAGGCAACGUGUGGAGACAGCUGCAAUGAUGGAAGGACCAAGAGCUCAGAGUCUUCUGAUCUGUCUGAUGGACCAAUCACAGUGCAAGAAUUUAUGGAGGUGAAGAGCGCCCUCACUGCAUCAGAAGCCAAAAUACAACAGCUUCUGAAAGUCAACUGUCACCUUAGUGAAGAGCUACGUUUGAUGCAGAGCAAGCUGAAUUCCCUGCAGACUGAAAACACAACACUGCGAUGGCAAACCCCCAGCGGACAGCAACAACCCCAGGGCCUCUUUGGUCGACAGCAACCUCGCGGAGGCCGCGCCAGGUCCAUGUAUGAGACGGGCUCUACUCCAAGGCAGUACCCCCACCGAGUUGACACAGCUCGGCAUGACGAUGGAGUCAUUUUACAACCCUUCCCUACCAAUAUUGGUAGGGGUCCUUUGGGGACGGCUGCUUCCUCCCUUCCUACCUUCCCCUCUUCCCUCUCCUGGUCGUGGGAUGAGAGAUCUCGAAGGGGCUGUAGUCUGGAAGGACAGAGUACAGUGCUGGAGAAUGACUAUGACACUACACCCAAUCACUCUGAAAUGGAGGAGAGUGGCAGCCUUCUUGCUGCCUCUGAAGCAGCCCACCAGCAGGAGGAGGGCGAGGAGGAUGCCACCCUGCCUUGCACAGAGGACGUCAUCUGUAAGACGGAGCAGAUCACUAAGAACAUCCAGGAGCUUCUGAGAGCUGCCCAGGAGACCAAACAUGAAAGGCCGUCCUCAGAGACAGUGCGAGGGUCUCUGUGUCUGCUGACUUCAAGCGCUAGCCGGCUCCACAGAGAGUGCCAGAAGGCCGCAGAACACAACCUCAGCCCGUCAGACAUCCAGCUGGUCACUCAGCAGGUCAUUCAGUGCGCCUAUGACAUAGCCAAAGCUGCCAAACAACUUGUUACUGUGACAACCAAAGAAAACAACAACUAA
Messenger RNA from Pundamilia nyererei, 2334 nucleotides. RefSeq names its product ARF GTPase-activating protein GIT2-like. Gene Ontology annotation, cellular component: synapse. Gene Ontology annotation, biological process: regulation of ARF protein signal transduction; brain development; synaptic vesicle recycling. Bases 178 to 2334 code for a protein of 718 amino acids. The record is from RefSeq and is a predicted model, not a curated record. Gene Ontology annotation, molecular function: small GTPase binding; GTPase activator activity. Lineage: Eukaryota; Metazoa; Chordata; Actinopteri; Cichliformes; Cichlidae. The transcript is spliced from 20 exons.